Alternaria arborescens is the source of this 951-nucleotide messenger RNA. RefSeq lists its product as hypothetical. Lineage: Eukaryota; Fungi; Ascomycota; Dothideomycetes; Pleosporales; Pleosporaceae. Bases 1 to 951 code for a protein of 316 amino acids. The transcript has a single exon. The record is from RefSeq and is a predicted model, not a curated record.
AUGCGCGUCGCUGUUCUUGCGACACUGUUGCCCGCAGUACGUGGCCUUUCGACACAGCAUUGCCAUACCACCGUGAAAAGCAACUCAAGGCUAGGAACCGAAGACCCGAUCACUCCUAUAUGGACUCCUGAUAGUCGGUAUGGCUCAGGUCUACCUGGUCCGAUGCCUUCCUCAACUAUAGCAGCUUUCACCGGAUUGCUUCCAGCUUCCCUGGAGAGUGCAUGGCAGUGGUCUAUCCUUUCCAGCUCAUCCGUGACAACAGUCGAUUCGAUGACUUCGAGUCCCAUCGCCAGCGUUUCACCGAGUGUGCCCACUCAAUCGAGUGUGUUCACACUUGACUGUAAGGAAGCUUCUCUUCGUCCGACACUGACAAUUACAUCAACAUGUUCGAGUACCGCCUUCGAUUCUCCAUCGACUGCAGCUUUCACAAUGCCGAGCUCCAUAUCUCCUUUCUCAACAUUCAUGUCACAAUAUCCGCCGGCCUACCCUAGCUUGCCCAUCUUUCCUCAUGACCCGACGUCACUCAUCUGGAGUUCAGUUCAUUCAUGCACGAGCUCUGCAUCUCCCUCUCCAACUUUCACAUCCAAGGAGCCAAUCAAUAUAUCUUCUUACGAUAGCCCUCUCGGUCUACCCUUGCACCCAAGCUCACAAACGAAGGGUGGGACCGUACCAAGCAUAUCCGGCCCCUCUACGAAAUCGAUCCCUAGGAAGCCGACGUCCACGAUGAAUUUCCUUACGCUCAAGACUUCUCUCACGUAUUGCGAAACAUUGACGCACAGAACUGACCCUGAGGUUAUCACAAGCAUAAUCGUGCCGGACAGGCAUUGUCCGUAUCCUUAUCCAAGAAUAUACUGCGGCGAAACGAUGACGAUAUUGGUAACCAAGACGAAGGACAAGCCGAAGACUAGUGACUCUGGAUGCCCUUAUUCUGGACAUGACAUCAUAUGUUAA